Molecule: messenger RNA, 1526 nt
Organism: Salvia miltiorrhiza (redroot sage)
Lineage: Eukaryota; Viridiplantae; Streptophyta; Magnoliopsida; Lamiales; Lamiaceae
Exons: 2
Coding region: 606-1007 (133 amino acids)
Source: RefSeq, a predicted model, not a curated record
CAAACUUUUGAGGCUGUAAUAAAAAUGUCAUGGAUAAAUAUUUUUCUCAAUCAAACACUAUGUCGUCUUUUAAACAAAAAAAUCAGAAAAAUUAUAAUCUAGGAAUCAGCGAAGAACCUUAAACAAUAACUAAUGAAUCUAAAAAAAAUUGACAAAAUCCCCACAAAUCUAGCCAUCCACUACCCUAGACGAAUCACAAUGUUUAUGAAUGAAGAAGAUGGGAGCAGAAAAUAAAGAAGAAAACGCGUGUUACAAAAGGAAAAGUGCAUCCAACAAAUAAAACAGCCACGUGGCCAAUGUUAGUUACGAUUAGCUCAAUUAGUUAGCUGAUUACGUAGAUGAUAAACAAACUAUAAAAUCCAGCUAAAGGGGGAAUAUUGUAUCUUUUUGCAAUCUGACUUUUGCUACGGCAGUUAUCUUAAUUCACCAUUAGCUUUUCAUCCUUUUCGUUUCUUCAUUUCACAUGCACACUUGCACCAGAGUCUUUGGAAUCUCUCUUCAGGUCCAGUGUAAUUGAGUCGCGUGAGCUAAGGCAUGGCAUCGAUCAAGAGAUGCGAGCAGACUCGUGUUAAUUGGUAUUCAGAGCUUAACGAUCCUACCCACACAUGCGUAUGCUGCGAAACAACACGAGGGGAACGAUUCAGAUGGAGAAGCGAAUCGAAAGCUUGGAAGCUCAAUUGGGGCAAUUGAAGCAACAUCAAGUGGAGAUGAAUCAAUCAAUGAUGGUGGUGUUCCGAAAACAAUUUGAGGAACUAAGAAAGGAACUCAGAGUGGAAGGGAAGAGAGUACAAGCAGAGGGUAGAGAAGAAAGAGGAUCUGCAUCAACAAACUCACGAGCAGAGCAGAUGCAAGCCAACACCAUUGGCUUUAUAUACAUACACUCAGCCGAGUGUGAUUGGUGUAGAAGCAUCAGUACAGGAAAAAAAAGACAUCUAGAUGCAACUACAGAGGUUGUUACAACAGGCGCAAGGAAGAAUGAAGACCUGCGCAGAUCGCCAGCGAAGUGAAAGAGUUUUUCAGAUCAUCAACCGAGUGGGUGCAGUUGCUUAUGAGCUCGUGUUACCACCGACGGCCAAAUUACAUCCAGUCUUUCAUGUGAGUUUCUUGAAGAAGUGAGUUGCACCAUCAAAUAGAGUUAGUCCCACAUUAUUGGCAUUCGAUGACGAGGGUAAGACUUUGUUGCAGCCAGUUCAAGUGCUAGCCCGCCGUCUGGUUAAGCGAAACAACAGUCCUAGCACCUAGGUGCUAGUGCAGUGGGCACAUCUCCCGGAGGAGAAGGCGACUUGGGAAGACUUUCAAGAGAUUCAAGCACGGUAUCCUCACUUACUAGCUUGAGGUCAAGCUAUGUUCUGAGGGGGAGGUAGUUGUUAUAAAUGAAGAAGAUGUGAGCAGAGAAUAAAGAAGAAAACGCGUGUUACAAAAGGAAAAGCACAAACUAUAAAAUCCAGCUAAAUGGGGGAAUAUUGUAUCUUCUUGCAAUCUGACUUUUGCUAUGGCAGUUAUCAUAAUUCACCAUUAGCUUUUCA